Knipowitschia caucasica is the source of this 1383-nucleotide messenger RNA. The record is from the annotation of a GenBank genome assembly. Lineage: Eukaryota; Metazoa; Chordata; Actinopteri; Gobiiformes; Gobiidae.
AUGGUUGUCAACCUUUGUCUACCGCAGUUCCUCACAUCAGUUCAGUGCAACAAGUUGUGUGCAGAUGGAUAUGACGUCACAAACCUUAUAUCUUCAGACCCUGCCAUAAGAAGGCGGGGCUUCAAACUGGAGUACUUCCUAUGCCCUCCUCUUCAGGUGACACUGACAUUUGAUUUCAAAGUGGAUUUAUGCAGAGUGGAUGUGGAACUGUGGCCCUGGGGCAUGGACCGAGGGCAAGCUUCCGUGAACUGUCGUCACGAGGAGCUGUGGAGCAGGGGCGGCAUGCAGUCGUUGGCCGCAGUAACACAGCUGCGUGUGGUUCUGCCUUUUGGGGGCGCGGCGUCGGCCCUGGGACUCAAGGCGCUGUCUGUGUGGGGGCAGCCGGCAAGAUGUUGUUCUGCAGAAGUGGUGGAGAGGGUUCAAAAAGUUUAUGAGGCCCGAGAGAGACCAACGCAAGCACCUGUAUCUGUCACGUCUGUUUGCCCGCCCAAGAUACAGAAAAGAUCGCCCACAUGUCAAAGUUUUCAAGUUCCAGAGGAGUUUCUUGACCCCAUCACCCAGGAAAUUAUGAUCCUGCCCAUGCUGCUGCCUGGUGGCGUGGCAGUGGACCAAAGCACCCUAGAGGAAUAUCAGAAAAGAGAAGCCACUUGGGGCCGGGCGCCUAACGACCCUUUCACCGGAGUGCCAUUCACCGCCUCCUCUAAACCCCUGCCCCAUCCCCAGCUCAAGAGCCGCAUAGACCACUUUCUCCUGCAGAGGGGAGACCUGUGCAAAGACGGGAGGUUAGGGAGGAAAGACGACAGUAAAAAUCCACUUCCCUCAAGACUUGUAGCUGUUGAAAAGGACAAGAGAAGUUCUAACGCUGGAGGGAAAGAGAUUCAAAGAUUUCAUUGUGAACGUGUUGGAAAACAAGACCUAAACAAAUCACCAAAACACAAACUAGAAGACCGUGAAGAGGCUCGACCACCUCAAGAAAAAAGACAAAGAAAUGAGGAGGCAGCGUGCAGCUCCCAUGAACAGCGGAUGUCAGCCAGUCUGGAUGAAGCUCUCUCUUCUGCCCUCCAAGGUCGACCGUCCUUCACAUCCAACCUGUGUCUCAACGCACAACUGGACACGAAAACACUACACCAAUCACAGCGCAGAAUGACUGAAAGCUCACUACAUAAAGAUGAGAAGAAUUGUUCAGCCUGCUCCAGCUCCAUCUCCGUUUACUCCAAGCCUGAUUCUCUAAUCUACCGACUCGCCUGUGGUCACUUCCUCUGCCGCUCCUGUCUGCAGAGGCCUGCCCCAAACCCAACACGGACUUCCACUUGCAGUAACGUCCUGUGCCCCACCUGCCACAGCUCCACGCCACGCAGCGACAUCAUACGAGUACAUCAUUGA